AUGGAUCCUCCGAACGACGAUCACGGUACGCCAGAGUUAUCUGAAGAACUUCGGGAUCGCAGUUCUUCGGAGAGACAAAGCCCUGCUCCGACGUCUAGAAAUCGAAGCGUGAGUCCCGAAGGACCGCGGCCGCCCUUGCCUCCCCGACCGGAUUCAUUGAACUUGUUGGCCGAUGAAAGCGCUUCUGCACGUGCAGCCGGAUCGGCAGUACCUGAGAAUUUACAAGGGAAAGCUACAACGGCUGUUUCGUUGACCGAGAUCAGCUCACAACCGAACACGGAUGGUGUGAGGGAGGUAUCCGCAGGAGCAGGCCUGAGAAGUCUUCCGGAGAGUCUGCGAGUCAAGGCGAGUCUCAGCCAGCCUAGCAGCUCACGAGUGAGUGAGGCCGGGGACUCUGCAAGUAUCCGAAGCUUUGCUCCCGGCUCAGAAGCCGGUCAGGUGGAGGACCUUUUCGGUGAUUUCUCUGGCACGGAGGCGGGGAGCCAACGGAGCGAUGCCGCCAGUCUUCUGGAAUUUCCAGGGCUCAGGGAUGAUAGUGUGGACCAGUUCCUUCGAGAAUUUGAUCCGGUUGGAGAGCUGAAUGAAGAUGGAAGCAACGAAGAUAUUAUCCUUGCUAGAUGGAAGGCCAAACGGAAACAUUACCUUAUUCUUUCCGCGGCUGGCAAGCCAAUCUGGACGAGGCAUGGUGAAGGCGGGUUGAUAUCAUCAUAUAUUGGCAUCAUACAAACCAUCAUCUCGUUUUACGAAGGCUCAGAUGACCACCUACAGAGCUUUUCCGCAGGGGACACGAAAUUCGUGGUUGUUACUCGCGGUCCACUGCACCUCGUUGCCAUAAGUCGCAUGUUGGAAAGUGAGAGCCAGCUCAAGCUUCAACUCGAGGCACUGUAUAUGCAGAUUUUGUCCACCCUGACCCUACCGUCCCUAACGCAUCUCUUCUCCAUUCGUCCUUCCACAGAUCUGAAGCGGCCGCUUCAGGGGUCUGAGACUCUCCUUUCGACGCUGGCUGACAGCUUCACGAAAGGCUCUCCGUCCACUCUCCUCUCUGCCUUGGAAUGCUUACGUAUCCGCAAAGCCCAUCGCCAAGCGAUCAACAAUGCUUUGAUGAAGACCAGAGUGAAGAGUCUUCUUUACGGACUGGUGGUGGCCGGCGGACGACUUGUAAGCGUCGUCCGGCCUAAAAAGCACUCCCUACACCCCGGGGAUCUACAGCUUCUAUUCAACAUGAUUUUUGAAGCAGAAGGCGUGAAAGCUGGUGGCGGCGAGAGCUGGAUCCCAGUCUGCCUUCCCGGCUUCAAUAGCAGCGGUUAUCUGUACAUGUAUGUUAGCUUCCUCGACCUCCGCAGCGAAACGGCCACCAUCGCAGACGAGGCCGCCACAAAGGAAGACUCGGUAGCGAUCAUUUUAAUAAGCGCCGACAAGGAAAGCUUCUUCGAGCUACAGGAGAUGCGAAAUGCAUUUGUUGAGCAAAUGGAAAAGAAUGAAAGUAUCAAAAUCAUCAAAGCAGCCAUUGAAAAGGGCCGCCCUAUUGUCGGGGACAUUGUCCCGGGGAUCCCCCUCCACCAUUUCAUUUAUAAGUCUCGAGCGAAUGUCCAAUUCACGGCAUCUUCCUACGAGCCCGAAUUCAGCGAAGUCUCGAAGCGACAACGAUUGAUGUCCGUUUACAACAACCUCCAUGCCGGCGUACAUUCCAAACACACCCAUAUCAAAAUCCACCACUGCGCCUCCCAGUUCGCGAGCUCGUUCGCAUGGGUGACACCCCUGUUUGAAUUCUACUGUGUUUCUGGUCCGAGUGCAAGCCGAAACGCACUGGCCCAGAGUGCCAGUAAGAUCGUCCAAUGGGUCCAGCGGGAGGAAGAACGGCUGUUCAUUAUCGGCGGAGCGAUCUUCUAA
Messenger RNA from Penicilliopsis zonata CBS 506.65, 1890 nucleotides. RefSeq lists its product as hypothetical. Gene Ontology annotation, cellular component: Mon1-Ccz1 complex; fungal-type vacuole membrane. Gene Ontology annotation, biological process: vesicle-mediated transport; protein targeting to vacuole. The transcript is spliced from 5 exons. Lineage: Eukaryota; Fungi; Ascomycota; Eurotiomycetes; Eurotiales; Aspergillaceae. Bases 1 to 1890 code for a protein of 629 amino acids. The record is from RefSeq and is a predicted model, not a curated record.